Daucus carota subsp. sativus is the source of this 2163-nucleotide messenger RNA. RefSeq lists its product as uncharacterized. The record is from RefSeq and is a predicted model, not a curated record. Gene Ontology annotation, molecular function: S-adenosylmethionine-dependent methyltransferase activity. Bases 535 to 1947 code for a protein of 470 amino acids. NCBI's taxonomy places the organism in Eukaryota, Viridiplantae, Streptophyta, Magnoliopsida, Apiales, Apiaceae. The transcript has a single exon.
AAAUAAGUCAGCAAUUAAUCCACGCACUCUUACCCCAUGUUCUUCAUUAAACCCCUCCCCAUAUCACCCGCUCCUCAACUCACAAGUCACAACUCUCUAUCUUCAGAUCUAAUCUCCAUCUUCAAAUAUACUCUAACUCUAAUUUACUCACACCCAUGUAAAAUUUCCCAAUUAAUUCCAUCCAAUUGUGUUUGUGAUAAUGUAGGGUUCUUGAUUUGGGUUUGCUGGUCGGGUCAGAAAUGGAUCCGAAUUUGUUGAAGUGGAGAAGGGUUCCAAAAAAAGCGUGGUUAGGGGGUCAAAAUUCAAUGGGGUUGCUCGUGGGUGGGAAUCACACCUCCUCCAGGUUUUGUACUCGUUAGUUUGUGAUUUGUAUGUAUUUUGUGUGUAUAUUCAGCUGAUUCUCGUGGUAAAAAUUGAAUCUUGAUCACUGUUUUUAAGUAUACUGGGAUAAAAAUUGAAUCUUGAUUACUAUUUUUGAGUAUAUUGUGUUGGGUUUUGGAGGGUUUAAGAGAUUUGGGGUAUUGGGAAGUGGGGAUGGAUUUUAAGGUUUUGCAAUGGCAGAUUCUUCGUGGGUCGUUGGCGAAAAGGUUGUUUAUGAGGGCUUUGUUGUUUACAUUAGCUAUGGGAAUCAUUUCGUUUGUUCAAAUGAGUAAUGAUAUUCGAAAAGGGGGGCUGGUUUUGUUGGAAUCUGGUGAUUGUGAAUUGGAUGUUGGUGUAUCGGAUUUGGAUGUGGAUGUAACUGGGUAUUGGAAGCCUGGGUUUUCAACUAUGUUUGAGUUUUUUGGGGGUUCAGUGAGGAAGAAAGAGCGUAAGGAUUUGAGCAGGAGUGUGUUUAAGGAGUUGAUGGCGAAGAAGAUGUUGGAUACUCGUGCUAGAGCGCUUUGCGUUGGGGAGGGAUCGGAUUUGACUGCCUUAUUAUUGCAAGAAAUGGGACUCUCUGAUGCGGUGGGUGUUCAUAGCCACCCAUUCUUCUCAUUGUGGAAGAAAAGAUUUGUGUAUGAGCUUGGUUUUGAAGAUAAUUCUUUCGAUUUUGUAUUCUCGAGAGAUGUCGAUAGGGUAUCUGUUCCAGCUCUUCUCGUGCUAGAGAUUGAGCGUGUUUUACGUCCAGGUGGUAUUGGCGCAAUGCUCAUUGGUACGUCAGCUUCCUAUUCGGGUAGCUCAGUACGGUCUGCUACACCUGUCUCGUCAUUUUUAAAGAGCUCUAGUAUUGUGAGUGUAUGUGGAAUUGGCUCAUUUAAACUUGUCACAUUUAAGAAAAGAUUUGACAAUGUUGCUCUAUUCGAGCAUUACCGGCUUCCUAACAAGUGCCCGUCAAUUACAAAUAACAAACCGUUUAUGAAGUACAUGGAGCCUCUAGCAAUCAACCAAUUGGGACAGCUAGAAAGUGAAAUAUCGUACUUAUCUAAAUUCAUGAAUGUUUCCUCAAGAAAGAGAGUGGUCUAUAUUAAUGUUGGGGCCGGGGAGUUGGUCAACUCUAGUAUAACAGAAAUCUUAGAGCCAAAUUACCAUGUUCCGCUGCAAACUGUAGAAAUGUACGUUCUUGAUCACAAUGCUUCCGCUCUCUCAUUAUAUGUGCAGAAGGCGGGUAUUACUUUUGUUUACCAUCCGGAUCUUGUUGGUUAUACAGUUCCUCAACUUGUAUCAGAUGAAGAAUUGAGUGCACCUCAUGAGGUAGAUGAAUUUGAAUUUAUUCGUUGGUUCAAAGAAACGAUAACAGAAGAUGACUUUGUGAUCCUUAUGAUGACUGCACAAGCGGCAGAACUGAAAAUUCUCUUCGAAUUGUUUGAAAGCGGAGCAAUAUGCCAUGUUGAUGAACUCUUUAUUCAAUGCUCUGAUACUGCAGACUGCAAAGAUAGUGUAUGUGGGGACUGCAGAAGCCUCUUUAGAGGUCUCAGAAAUGGGGGUGUCUUUUCCCAUCAGUGGUGGGAGCCUGAAACUCUCUUCUAAAGGAAACGGUGCCUUGGGGGAGCCUAAAACUCUCUUCUGAAUAAAAUGGUUUGUGCGCGUGUAUGUUUCUAGUUUACAUUUUCGUGAAUAAAUUGAGGUGGAUUGCAUUGACACUCUAGUCUCUAGCAGUACACCGUUGUAAAACUUUUACUUGCUUCAUGUGUUAUUGAGUCCUUCUCAAAGGUCUGAAAAUAGCAUCUAUAUAUGUGUUUACUA